Messenger RNA from Eremothecium sinecaudum, 423 nucleotides. RefSeq names its product HEL074Cp. The transcript has a single exon. The record is from RefSeq and is a predicted model, not a curated record. Lineage: Eukaryota; Fungi; Ascomycota; Saccharomycetes; Saccharomycetales; Saccharomycetaceae. Bases 1 to 423 code for a protein of 140 amino acids.
AUGAGUAACAUUAUCAUUGAUUUAGAGAAACUAGACGACUAUAAGGAAGGGACUGGACACACCAAUAAAUUUUGCACCAUUAGAAUCUUUGCCCAAUAUCAAGGCAUUGCUCCCGACACUACUAACAGUGUAUCUCCAAAGCUAAGGUUUACUACUGUCCCAUACUUCAAUAACAAAGAAUCCUGGAACAAAUAUUACCAACUUCAUAUUGAUGAGGGAUGCUAUCACAGUCAGCUAAUUGAGCAGUCUCCUCCACAGGAAGGUGAUGUGCUUGACUUGCGGUGUGGUGUUCAAUAUGGGAAUAUUGAGAUCCUUCAUUUUAAGAGGAUUACAGUGAAAGAGUUAAACAGGUUGCGAGACUUUUUAAUUACAGACACUGGAAGAAAGUUCGCAGCUUUUACUGGAAUUAGGACCGAAUUUUAG